Rosa chinensis is the source of this 1205-nucleotide messenger RNA. Its product is annotated as methyltransferase-like protein 7A. Bases 35 to 958 code for a protein of 307 amino acids. The record is from RefSeq and is a predicted model, not a curated record. NCBI's taxonomy places the organism in Eukaryota, Viridiplantae, Streptophyta, Magnoliopsida, Rosales, Rosaceae. The transcript is spliced from 6 exons. Gene Ontology annotation, molecular function: S-adenosylmethionine-dependent methyltransferase activity.
AGGCACUAGUCAUUCCCAGACCGGAGAGAAAACCAUGAUCCUUUACGGUCCUCUCUUCUCAUCCGGCGUUACGCCACGUGGCAAAACCACAUCUUCUUCUUCUUCUUCUCCGACCCGAGUCAACUCGGACGCUUCACCGGUCGGAUCACUCGGGCCGGACUCGUUCUGUCCGAGCGGCUUAUGUUCUUGCGGAAGAAGACGCUUCAUCGAAGCAGCAGUCACUUCAUCUCUAUUCCCAAUUUGCCCCUCCACCUCCUCCGCUUCCAAGUCGCAGUUCGACGAUUAUACGGCCACGUUGAGGAAAGUUCACCCUCCUCGACCAGACUGGUAUGAAGAGUUGUAUGCGUCAGCGUUGAACACCGGCAUGCAAUCUUACGAAGAAGAGAUUGCGGGUUACAAGUCGGAGCUCUUUGCUAAGUUGAAGGGAAAAGCUGAGCAAGUGUUGGAAAUUGGUAUAGGGACUGGUCCUAAUCUAAGAUACUAUGGUGCUGAUGAUGGUGUCCGAGUUUUCGGCGUGGAUCCUAAUAAAAAGAUGGAAAGAUAUGCUAAGGCUGCGGCAGUGGCUGCUGGUCUGCCCCUUUCGAACUUUGAGUUUAUACAAGCAGUUGGGGAGGCUAUACCAUUAGAUGAUGCUUCUGUUGAUGCAGUUGUUGGAACCCUAGUAUUGUGUUCUGUAAAAGAUGUCAACAAGACUCUAAAAGAGAUUAAGAGAGUGCUGAGACCAGGUGGACUCUACUUGUUUGUGGAGCAUGUGGCUGCUAAAGAUGGGACAGCCCUCAGAUUUAUACAGAGUGUUCUUGAUCCUUUGCAACAAACCCUUGCCGAUGGGUGUCAUUUCACCCGGGAAACAGGAACCAAUAUAUCCAGAUCCGGCUUCUCAGGCGUCGAGCUUAGCAUGACCUCCUUGUCCAGUACCUCAAUUAUAAACCCUCAAAUCUAUGGAAUAGCUUGCAAGUAAUAACAUCCUGUGGUUUGUUUGAUGUCCUAACAUCCUGAAUAGCUUUGUUCCUUGUUUUGUCCUUCAUUUCUAAUAUAGCCGAUAUUUAGAACAAACAUUAGAAGACCCUGUGGUUUCUUUUGGAUUAGGCUACUUAAUUUUCUACAAGCUUUCCUCAGAAGGAAUAAUUAUUGUACAUAAUCGACAAUCUUGGAUUCGAGUAUUAUUAUUGGAAGAUAUUGAAAUUAGGUUUGCAGGCAUGGCAUUA